Messenger RNA from Anopheles coustani, 1679 nucleotides. Its product is annotated as protein lifeguard 1-like. The coding region runs from base 95 to 1069 and encodes 324 amino acids. Gene Ontology annotation, cellular component: membrane. The transcript has 5 exons. Lineage: Eukaryota; Metazoa; Arthropoda; Insecta; Diptera; Culicidae. The record is from RefSeq and is a predicted model, not a curated record.
CGAAAAACAGGUCAAUCUGCGCAGGAAAAGUUAUUCUAGGACUCACCUUAUCUGUUCUUAAUUAAAGGAAAAACUUCAUCUAGUACAGACCACGAUGCAAGGUGAUAAACCACUGUCCCCGCAACAACCGGAAUACAACGAGAGCGUAGCUUCGCCACUCACCAUCGCUCCGCAACCCGCCGUUACGCCAGGAUUUCAUCCAAGUGUCUUCACUCCGGCGCCGGAGGCACUCUCCCCCGGUGAUAAACCACAGUGCCCGCAACAACUGGAAUGCAAAGAAGGCUUCGCUUCGCAACCCCUCGUUGCUCCGGGAUUUCAUCCAAGUGUCUUCGCACCGCCACCAGAAGCAGCUGAAGGUGUCCCUUACGAUGCCGAAUCGGCAACUGUUAAAGGCUUCGACUUUAGUGAUCAAUCCAUAAGACGAGGUUUUAUCAAGAAAGUGUACUCCAUUUUGACCGUACAACUGGCGAUAACGUUUUCUUUUGUUGCCGCCGUCAUGUUUCAUGAGCCAACGAGGCGUCUGGUGCAUAGAGAUACACCUCUGUUCUGGGUUGCAUUCAUCGGCAUGUUCGUAUCGAUCAUCUGCAUCUCCUGCUGCGGGGAGAUGCGGCGUAAAGCACCAAUGAACCUGAUACUGUUGGGCAUCUUUACUUUAGCCGAAUCGUUCCUGGUUGCCGUAGUCACUGCACAAUACGAAGCAACAGAAGUGAUGCUCGCGCUUGGCAUAACGGCUGCAAUUUGUCUAGGAUUGACGCUAUUCGCUUUUCAGACAAAGUAUGACUUCACGAUGAUGGGUGGUUUUCUGUUCUGUGUCGUACUGGUGUUUUUCUUGUUCGGACUGAUUGCUAUAUUUGUCAAAGUGAAAAUAAUUUCGCUUAUUUACUCCGCACUUGGAGCAUUGGUAUUCUCAAUGUUCUUAGUCUACGAUACGCAGGUCAUGCUUGGUGGAGAACAUAAGUUUUCAAUCAGCCCAGAAGAGUACGUGUUUGCCGCGCUAAGCGUGUAUCUUGAUAUUAUCAACAUUUUUUUACAUAUUCUUCGCUUUAUUGCUGCUUCGAGACGUGCAUAACCUACUAAUGGUAUGUCCGUUUUGAACCACUCAAUAUUCCAACAAAAUGUGUCUUAUGUAGGAUUGUCAUCGAUUUAAUGUCCGAUCUAGAUCGAAAGGUGAAAUUGAUCGAGAUCCAUCAGAAAGCUUGAACGCGAGAAACAAAACGAUAUUAAUGUGUCCACGACAACAUUUCGAUAUCAUCAAGUGCGAACACAUCGGAUCGGAUGCGUUUCCUUCGACUGUUUUGAACUGUAUUCAGUGAAAACUCUGUUACUACCUCAUUCAGCAUUUAUUAUGUUUUCUGGUCAAACUUUUGAACUUAUGAAUCUUUAACUAAUCUUAACAGUCUUAACUAGUUUAGUUUCCAAACAUGUACUUAUACACUGACAUCAAUAAUUUAAUCCUUCGUUUGGCGACUCCUGUUCUUACCUUUAUUUCUUAAGCCACUUCCUCAUAGUGUUUAAUAAACCUAAAUUUCAAUUAGUUAUUCAGGGAGUUAUCCACGGAGGGCUGACUGCUCACGUGCAUAAAGCGACAACGUCUAGUACGAGUAUGACGGGCGGCCAUGAACUAUAAACGGUCGUUACGCCAACGAGAAGAUGUAUUCAGAAUGUUUGCUGAAUCGCGC